UAUCGGUUUUUGCUCCAGCUCUAACAGUCAGUCAUUUUUUUUAAGUUGAAGAAAAGCCGGAAAAUUAAAGAAAAUGAUCUGGAAGGCCGUUCUAGUUGCCCUCCUGGCGAUCGCUCACUGCCAGGCAGUCCUCGAAACGGACGCAAACACCUUGGUCCUGCUGGACAACCUGGCCAUUCGUGAAACUCACUCGAUCUUCUUCAAAUCGCUGCAGGAUCGAGGCUUUAAGCUGACGUACAAGCUAGCGGAUGACUCCAGCCUGCUUCUGUCCAAAUAUGGUGAAUAUCUGUACAAGAACGUCAUCAUUUUCGCACCAAGUGUGGAAGAGUUCGGAGGCGAUGUCAGUGUGGAGCGUUUGGCCCAGUUCGUUGACGAUGGCGGCAACGUUUUGGUUGCGGGCAGCGAGAAAUCUGGCGAUGCACUGCGCGAGUUCGCCUCCGAGUGCGGUUUCGAGCUGGACGAGGAGAAUGCUGCGGUCAUCGAUCAUCUUCACUACGAUGUCAGUGAUGCGGGCGAGCACACUACCAUCCUGACUUCUGCAAAGAACCUUAUUCAGGCAGACACGAUUGUGGGCAAGGCCAAUCGGCAGGCGGAUGCAGCUCCUCUGCUUUAUCGAGGCACUGGACUCAUUGCCGACAAGGAGAACCCGCUGGUGCUGAAACUUUUGACCGCCGAGAGCACUGCCUAUAGCUACAAUCCCGAGGCCAGUGUCUCAGACUAUCCACAUGCGGUGGGUCGUGGAACACUGCUGAUUGCCGCCCUGCAGGCUAGGAACAAUGCACGAGUGGUCUUCUCCGGUUCGCUGCUCUUCUUCUCCGACGAGAGCUUCACCACCGCGGUACAGUACGCCCAGAGCGGUGUGUUCCACAAGCUGGCCGGCAAUCGCGAUGUCGCCGAGUCCAUCAGCCAGUGGGUAUUUGGCGAGACUGGCCGUCUGCGUGUGGCAUCCGUGCAGCACCACAAGGAGGGCGAGCUCCUGCCGCCGGAUCAGGCCUACACCAUCACCGAUCCAGUCGUCUACACCAUUGGAAUUGAGGAACUGGUGCAGGGCGAGUGGCGCGCCUUCAAGGCCAGCGACAUUCAGCUGGAGUUCGUUCGCAUCGAUCCCUUCGUGCGCACCUAUCUGAAGCAGACAAAGUCGGGCGCCUACGAGGCCAAGUUCAAGAUACCCGACGUCUAUGGCGUCUACCAGUUUAAGGUGGACUACGAUCGCGUUGGCUACACGCACCUGUACAGCACCACUCAGGUGUCGGUGCGUCCGCUGGAGCACACACAAUACGAGCGCUUCAUCCCAAGCGCCUUCCCCUACUACACCAGCGCCUUCUCCAUGAUGAUCGGCGUGUUUGUCUUCUCGUUUGUGUUCCUCCACUUCAAGGACGAGCCCGUGGGCAGGCCAGCCAGGGAGGACAAGAAGUCACAGUAGUCUGCUGAUUCAUUCACCUCAAAUGUAAUACACAAAUAACUAAAAUAAAUCACCCGAACAUUUUAGUAUUCUUAA
This is a messenger RNA of Drosophila ficusphila, 1498 nucleotides long. It is a transcript of the gene Ost48, whose product is annotated as dolichyl-diphosphooligosaccharide--protein glycosyltransferase 48 kDa subunit. The record is from RefSeq and is a predicted model, not a curated record. The coding region runs from base 74 to 1423 and encodes 449 amino acids. The transcript is spliced from 2 exons. Gene Ontology annotation, cellular component: oligosaccharyltransferase complex; endoplasmic reticulum membrane. Lineage: Eukaryota; Metazoa; Arthropoda; Insecta; Diptera; Drosophilidae.